This is a messenger RNA of Passer domesticus (house sparrow), 3320 nucleotides long. It is a transcript of the gene SLC27A6, whose product is annotated as solute carrier family 27 member 6. The record is from RefSeq and is a predicted model, not a curated record. Gene Ontology annotation, molecular function: long-chain fatty acid-CoA ligase activity; long-chain fatty acid transmembrane transporter activity. The coding region runs from base 497 to 2389 and encodes 630 amino acids. The transcript is spliced from 10 exons. NCBI's taxonomy places the organism in Eukaryota, Metazoa, Chordata, Aves, Passeriformes, Passeridae.
GCGAGGCUUCCUGCGCUGCCGCCGCCUUCCCCGGGAGCCAACCGCGGGCUGCGGCCGCCCGGCGGGGUGAGCGGGACAUCGCGCCUUAUGCAACCGGCUCAGGGAGCGGCCGCCGCCGCCUCGCCGGCAGCCACAGCAGCAGCAGCAGCCCCAGCAGCAGCAGCAGCCCGGUGCUGUGCGUGAGUCCCGGGGCCGAGGGGGAAGGAGGUGUCCGGGCUCAGCCGUGCGCGGGCAGCGCAGGCACUCCCGCCCCGCUCCCGCCGGGCCGUCCCGCAGGUGCGGCCAGGCUGAGGCGGACGGCGGCUGCGGCCGUGCCGGGCCGGGCCGUGCCGUGCCGGGCCGUGCCAUCGGAGCUCCCUGUCUCCCUUGCUCCUGAGCGGUGUUGGCCCGGGCGUCCCGCUGUGGAGGAGGUGAGGGCGGGAAGAGCCUCAGCCCGUGCCGGCCUUCGCCUCCGCGCCCUGCCCGGCCGUGUGCCCGGCGGCCCGGCUGUGAGGAGAUGCGUGGCUGGGACGACCUUUACCCGCUCCCGGUGCCGCCCUCCUGGGUACCGGGGGCUGCUGUCGGGAUUCUUUCCUUGCACUUCAUGCAGAAACUCCUCUUCCCCUACUUCUGGGCCGACUUGAGAUACCUGCUCAAAGUGUUGACCUAUGGGCUGAGAAUGGAGAUGUACCGGCUGCAAGGGAGGGUUGUCACCGUCCUGGACAAGUUUGUGAAGCUGGCGCAGAAGCAGCCCCACAAACCGUUCCUCAUCUACGAAGGGACCGUUCACACCUACAGAGAUGUGGACCGCAGGAGUAACAGGAUAGCACAGGUCUUCCUGCAGCACGAGGCUCUGAAGAAGGGAGACACGGUGGCCUUGCUGAUGGGGAACGAGCCAGACUUCAUCCAUGUGUGGUUUGGACUGGCCAAGCUGGGCUGUGUGGUGGCGUUCCUCAACUUCAAUGUCCGCUUCAGAUCUCUCCUGCACUGUGUCAGUAGCUGUGAACCCAAGAUACUGGUUGUGGGAGCAGAUUUGCUUGGGACGUUGGAAGAAAUUCUUCCUAAACUUCAAAAAGAUGUUAGUGUUUGGAUAAUGGCCAAGGACUCCACACUUCCAAAUGUGCAUACCCUUUUAGACAAAAUAGAAGCUGCAUCUGAAGACCCUGUUCCUGUUAAUCGAUGCUCUGCCAACAACCUCAAGUCAGCUGUUUUAUAUAUAUUUACUUCGGGAACAACAGGUCUUCCAAAGGCAGCAGUCAUUAGUCAUUUACAGAUUCUUAAAGGAGCUGCUGGACUGUGGGCUUUUGGUGCUACUUCAGAAGACAUCAUUUAUAUUACUUUGCCUCUUUAUCACAGUGCAGCUUCUCUUCUUGGCAUUGGUGGAUGCAUUCAGCUGGGUGCAACCUGUGUGUUAAAAAAGAAGUUCUCAGCUAGUCAGUUUUGGAAUGACUGCAGAAGGUACAAUGUGACUGUCAUCCAGUACAUUGGAGAACUUUGCCGUUACCUUUGCAAUCAGCCAGUGGAAGGAGAAAAAAAUCACAAAGUCCGACUAGCAGUUGGAAAUGGAGUAAGAAAUGAUGUUUGGAGGGAAUUUUUGGACAGAUUUGGUGCUAUCAAGAUCUGUGAGUUCUAUGGUGCUACUGAAGGAAACAUUUGUUUCAUGAACCACACAGGAAAAAUUGGAUCUGUUGGGCGCACCAAUUUCUUCUAUAAGCUUUUUUUCCCAUUUGAUUUAAUCAAGUAUGAUUUCCAAAAAGAUGAACCAAUUAGAAAUAAGCAUGGUUGGUGUGAAAAAGUUAAGAAAGGUGAGGCUGGUCUUCUGAUUUCCAAAGUCAACGCAAAGAACCCCUUCUUUGGUUAUGCUGGCAAUAAAAGACACACAGAAAAGAAAUUACUCUGUGAGGUAUUUAAGAAGGGAGAUCUUUAUUUUAAUACUGGAGAUCUAAUGGUUCAAGACCAUGACAAUUUUCUUUAUUUUUGGGACAGGAUUGGAGACACCUUCAGAUGGAAAGGGGAGAAUGUUGCCACUACAGAAGUUUCUGAUGUCAUUGCAAUGUUGGACUUCAUACAAGAAGCAAAUGUGUAUGGUGUGUCUGUGCCAGACCAUGAAGGAAAAGCAGGAAUGGCUUCUCUUAUUUUAAAGCAGAAUGCAUCAUUAGAUUUGGAGCAAAUGUAUAAGCAAGUAGUGACCUACCUACCGAGUUAUGCUUGUCCCCUUUUCUUAAGAGUCCAGGAAAAAAUGGAAAUGACAGGAACAUUCAAACAACAAAAAUUUCAACUUGUGGAUGAAGGUUUUAAUCCAUCUAUAAUUACUGAUCCCCUUUAUUUCUUAGACAAUUCUAAGAAAGCAUAUGUCUUGUUAACCAAAGAAUUACAUGAGAUGAUCUUAUGUGGGAAAAUGAAGCUUUAAUUAAUUGACCAUAUAAAAGGCUAUUAAGGGGGACAGUCUAUACAAGCUAUUGUAUGAGAAAAUAAUGCAAUUAAUUACCUAUUUAUACAUAGUUAUCCGGAAUAAUGUUUUUUAUAUUUGAUAUUUACAUUCAGAUGUCUUUACUUACUUGAUCAUUAUUUUUUACUAAUCACUUUUUACCUCUUGAGACAAAUUUCUAAGCAAAUAACCUGUAAAAUAUAACUGAAAUCUAUUUUAUAUUAACUUUGGAAUAUAAAUGCUGAAUCUGAUACUUUUUCUUAGUACUAAAUAAACAUAAAUGAUAUAUGGUAUGACACGUGGUGGAAAAAGAAUCGGCACAUAAGAUACCGUGCCACAUGUUGUGUCUAAAGACAGAAUAUAUGCCAGUAACAUAUUUUUUUUUCUGUAGUUUAUGUACUUCUGAAUAUGUAUUGUAGGAAGUAAAAGCUUAACACUGGUUGGAGGAAAAAGUAUUUUCUGCAGAGGACUUCUCUGAUGGAAUAUAAGAUAAAAGAAACCGAAGCAGAGGAAAGUCCUCCAUACAAACCCAAAUACUAACAUCAUUGAUGAAUUUUUUGUCUGUCAUAAUCUGUGCUCUUUCAUUUGUUAAACUGGCUGUUCAGAGUGUCAGAUUCUGAAGACAAAGCAAACUUUUGUGAAAUGUGUAGUAGCAGAUCAACAAUAGGCAGAGAAAAUCUGCACGCUUAAUGGGGAAAAUCAUUUAUAUAGCAUAACAAGAAUUAUUGCAGCACUUUAUGUCAUGCAUAUUGAGUACCAAAUAACUUCCAUAUUCUUUGUAAUGACUGCUAGAGAUCAUUAUUUCAUGAGUAUAGAAUAUAGGUGAAUUUUUAAAACACUAGAUUUUUAUGUUCUAAUAUUUUCUUUUUUUAAGUUUUAAAAUAAAGUGUAAGAUUAUUUAAACCAAAUACCA